AUGCUCGGUCAAGAACUCUCAGUCAUGGUCAGUCGUGCCGUUUCCAAGCCCAUCGACAUCGCCGGAAGCAUCCGUCGCGAACCGGUAGAUUGUUUCGAAUACACCAACUCCACCACCUCCACAGCACGCCCCGUCGAAGCCAAACAGAAGCCGGUGAUCAGAGUGAGGCCACAGAUCAAAAAGACCGAAACGCCCAAAAGCAAUCCCAUCAGCUUGGCCAUGAACAAGUCCCACAACGAGGUGAACAAAGAAAACGUCUCCUACGCCAACAAAAUGCCUCUGAUUUACAACCUUUACGGUGAGUUUCCUUUGAUUCUGCCGUAUUCGCCAGACUUUUUGCUUAUUACACAUGUUUUGUCUAUAUUCGAACAUCAUCCAUAUUUAAACUGACUUUUUUAAUUUAAAUCUAUAAACUUAACUCAUGCUUAUCCUUUUCAGCCAACCCCUCACCGUCAACUGCCACGCCCAGCCCUUUGAGACUAAAAUACGGUUCGGAAUGUUCUUGCGGCGCCUUUGACUGUUUAGCCGCUGCUAGCCACAACCACUCGGUCUGCUGGGAUGUGGACGAUGAGAACGAGCAAUUGGACUCGUUUACCUCGCUGCCAGCCGGUUUCAGGAGCGUCGGAGACAUUAUCGGGUAUGCAAAUGUGGUCAGAGCACAAAGACAGGAAGCGCUGGGCAAACUGGACAUGGCCCUCCUCAACUUGAACAACAUGAGGCUGACCCGCCAAUCCUCCACCAAGAAAUAA
Bursaphelenchus okinawaensis is the source of this 749-nucleotide messenger RNA. The record is from the annotation of a GenBank genome assembly. Lineage: Eukaryota; Metazoa; Nematoda; Chromadorea; Rhabditida; Aphelenchoididae.